Messenger RNA from Saccostrea echinata, 1272 nucleotides. RefSeq names its product mannose-P-dolichol utilization defect 1 protein-like. The coding region runs from base 16 to 744 and encodes 242 amino acids. NCBI's taxonomy places the organism in Eukaryota, Metazoa, Mollusca, Bivalvia, Ostreida, Ostreidae. The transcript is spliced from 5 exons. Gene Ontology annotation, biological process: oligosaccharide biosynthetic process. The record is from RefSeq and is a predicted model, not a curated record.
UUCACAGAAAUAAACAUGGCGGGUGACAACACCACCACCGGUUUGGAAAACUAUUUGCACAUCAUUUUCCCACAACCAUGCUAUGAUGAGUAUUUUGUGAAAUUUAAUUUCUUUCACGCUCAGUGUUUCAACAUAGUACUUAGCAAAGCCUUGGGAUACAGUAUUAUCUUAGGAGCUGUUAUGGUGAAACUUCCCCAGAUUGUGAAGAUUCUGAAGGCGGGGAGCGGGGAGGGAAUCAGUCUGGCCGCAGUCCUGUGUGAACUCUUUGCCAUAUCAGCCACAACAACAUAUGCAUUUGCCAUGAGCUUCCCAUUCAGUGCUUAUGGUGAGGGUCUGUUCCUGACAAUACAGACCAGUACUAUUGCCUUUCUGAUCCUCUUCCUGGGUAGUAAUGCUGCGGGGGCUUUCCUGUUUGGAGCCUCCUAUAUAGGAAUCAUGGCUUAUCUGCUGUCAGGGCUGUGUCCACUGCCAAUAUUAGGGGCUUUACAGAGUAUAAAUAUACCAAUAGUUAUACUAAGCAAGAUGCUGCAGGCUGUGACUAAUUUCCGGAAUGGCGGGACGGGUCAGCUGUCUGUGGUGACGGUCUUCCUGUUGUUUGCGGGGUCGCUGGCCCGAGUCUUUACGUCCAUCCAGGAGACUGGGGACACGCUCAUUAUCGUCACCUUUAUUGUAUCAACAGUCUUCAAUGGCCUUAUAUUUGCUCAGAUUUUAUAUUACUGGAAUGCCAAACCUAAGAAGGACUAAAAUACAAAUCAUUCCAUUUGUAAAAUAAAGCCAUAUGAAAGAAAAUUAGUCCAGGGAAUUUUCACAGGAGAACUAUUUUGUUUAGUUUUUGAGUUAGUGGGUCCAUUCUGUGUUUUUUUAGAAAGUAAAUUUUGUUUUUAGAUUUUAUUUUAAAAUUCAUAUGUUUCAUCACAGUCAGAUAACUGUGGCAUGUCAAAAAAAAUGUAAAUCAUAAUUGAUGUUUUAAAACCUUGCUUAAACCAGACAAUGUUCUGUUGUUGAUGAUAAUCUGUAAAUAGACUGUAAAACUUUUAUAGCUCAAAGGUUUAUUCUUGUAUCACACAUGUUACAAAUGAUUUAUUUGAUAUCUAUAUGCAAUUUCUUGAACAAGAUUCAUGUUGAUUCCAUGUAUGGUAAAUACUGAAUUGUUGAAAACAAUUGUAUAGUAAUGUAGUAGACAAAUAUAACAUUACAAAUUCUGAUACAAUAUCAUUGAGAGUUUUUGUACACCACAAUAUGACACAUAUAAAUUAAAAAGAGAGAGAGAAA